This is a messenger RNA of Raphanus sativus (radish), 860 nucleotides long. Its product is annotated as putative F-box protein At1g67623. The transcript has 2 exons. The record is from RefSeq and is a predicted model, not a curated record. Bases 23 to 835 code for a protein of 270 amino acids. Gene Ontology annotation, molecular function: protein binding. Lineage: Eukaryota; Viridiplantae; Streptophyta; Magnoliopsida; Brassicales; Brassicaceae.
AGGAAAACAAAGCUUAGAUAACAUGGUAUCCUCCUCUUUGCACGCGUCUUGCAUAUUCAAGAACUCUAACAAAAGAAGAGUUUCUCUCAAUUCUUUGCCUGAUGAUCUUCUUUUGGAGAUUUCUUCACGUACCGCUGCUUCUUCCUUGUCAGCGGUUCGUAAUCUCAGAUUAGUUUCCAAAACGUUUAAAAGAACAUGCGAUGAAAAAUACGUAAUCUCUCGACUUUCCCUCCACGAACUCACUCUUCUGAGUUGGCAUCAAGGCCCUGAACCUCAAAGGAAGGCAAGGAGUUUAUCUAACUUCUACAAGAGAUGUCGAAGGAACGGGAAUCCUGAAGCCUUGUACCUCAAAGGCGUCAACAACUACUUUCGAAGAAACCAAAAACACAAAGGACUCAAACUUUUAUCUCAAGCUGCGAAAAAAGGAAACAAAGAAGCAAUCUAUAUUUAUGGACUGAUCCUAAUCUGUGGUGGAGGCAGAGACAUCUACGAGGAGGGACCGGUUUUGCAUGGAGGCGAAACAAAACAAGAGGGUUUCAAGAUCUUGUCUUCUUUAAUGAAACCGUUAAUGUCAAAAACGUUGAAGGAGCUGGUGGAUAUGCGGGACAAGAUUGGAGGGAACAUUCGGUGGCUUGGCACACCGGUGAUGAAAGAGCUCAAAAGAGCGUACGUUCCAGACAAGUGCGGGUGUGAUGGUCGAACCAGUGACUUUAUUAUAGCAUAUAAUUGUGCUUGGCAUCGAUACGGCGAGGAUAACGACAUGAAUACUUCUUCUGCGUGUGAGAUUUGUCUGUGGGAUCAUGAAGUUAAAUGUUUUUUUGACCCUAAUGAGUGAAUUAUGAUAAACUAUAAUUAAUAAA